This is a messenger RNA of Telopea speciosissima, 1469 nucleotides long. Its product is annotated as phloretin 4'-O-glucosyltransferase-like. Bases 24 to 1469 code for a protein of 481 amino acids. The transcript has a single exon. NCBI's taxonomy places the organism in Eukaryota, Viridiplantae, Streptophyta, Magnoliopsida, Proteales, Proteaceae. The record is from RefSeq and is a predicted model, not a curated record. Gene Ontology annotation, molecular function: UDP-glycosyltransferase activity.
ACAGAUCUCCUAUACUCAAUCCAAUGCCGCAACUUCAUUUCCUUAUCUUAUCAUUUCCCGCUCAAGGCCACAUCAACCCAGCCAUUCAAUUCGCCAAGCGCCUUGUACGCACCGGCUCCCAUGUCACCUUCGUCACCAGCGUCUCUGCUCACCGUCGAAUGACCAACACCGUCACUCUUGACGGAUUAACCUACACUUCCUUCUCAGAUGGUUACGACGAUGGGUUCAAACCCGGCGACAACCUCCUUCACUACAUGGCUGAGAUCAAACGUCACGGCUCACAAGCUCUCAUGGACAUAUCCGUGGCAGCUACCAACGAACACCGCCCAGUGACGUUCAUUGUCUACAACUUCCUCCUACCUUGGGUUGCAGAUCUGGCACGUGACCUGCAAGUGCCCUCGUCUCUACUCUGGAUUCAACCUGCGUCUGUUCUUAACAUCUACUACUACUACUUCAAUGGCUAUGGCGAUUUCGUCGAUAAGAAUAUCUCUAACCCCUCUUUUUCCAUGGAAUUACCAGGACUGCCCCUCCUUACAUCCAAAGAUCUUCCCUCCUUUUUCCUCCCUACAAACCCUCAACCUCACACUCUCUCUUUGUUUAAAGAACUCAUUGUGACCUUAGAGAAAGAAACCAAGGCGAGAGUUUUGGUGAACUCGUUUGAAGCUUUAGAAGGUGAAGCCUUGAGAGCAAUUGAUAAGUUUAAUAUGGUUGCCAUUGGACCGUUGAUCCCAUCGGCUUUUUUAGAUGGGAAAGACCCAUCCGAUACUUCCUUUGGAGGGGAUAUGAGCUUUUUUAGUUCGAGGGAUUAUUACAUGGAAUGGUUGAAUCAGAAGCCGGAUGCUUCAGUGGUUUACGUGUCAUUUGGAACCACUUCGAGGUUAUCGAAGAAGCAGGUGAGAGAGAUUGCUGGUGGGUUGUUAGAAAGCCGCCGGCCGUUUUUGUGGGUCCUCCGUCCGGCACCGGAGGAGAAUGACAAAGAAGAAGGUGAUGUAGUUGAAAAUAUGGAAGAACUAAAGCAAGAAGGAAUGGUGAUACCUUGGUGUUCACAGGUGGAGGUUCUGUGUCACCGCUCAAUUGGGUGCUUUGUGACACACUGCGGUUGGAAUUCGACAUUGGAAGGUCUGGUUGCCGGAGUUCCGAUGGUGACCUUUCCACAAUGGUCCGAUCAAGCAACGAAUGCGAAGUUGAUAAGAGAUGUUUGGCAAACAGGUUUGAGGUUGGAGGUUAAUGAAGCUCAGUUGGUAGAAGGAGAUGAACUUAAAAGGAGUAUAGAGAUAGUGAUGGAAGGAGGAAGAGGGGAGCAGAUGAGAGGAAACGCUAAGAGAUGGAAAGAUUUGGCAAGAGAGGCUGUCAUGGAUGGUGGAUCUUCCGAUAAGAAUCUUAAUGCAUUUGUGGAUGACGUUCGGUUGUUGGACAGCCCUGUUUGUGGUGUAGAGAGGAUUCUUGAUAGCGCAUCUGCAAAGACAUGA